AUGUCAGUCACCAAGUUUCUCAAGGAGCAUGGCCAGGACGUGGCGGUGCUCCCAGGUCCGCCGGCGGUGGAGAAGAAGAAGGUGUACACAUCCAUCGCCAGCUGUGUGGCAGCGCUGGACUUGGCUACCACGUUCGUGAUGAAGUCGGGGGUCAUCAUCGCGGACAGUACUGAUCACUGCGCGGUUGACAAAGUCUCAGACGGCGUUGGUGACAGGGAGGACAGGCGGAUUUGUUCGGUGGACAUCAUUGGUCUCAUGGGCACCUUGAGCUUGGCCAUCCGCUUCUAUGCGCUGGCCGCCAACAGCUGCGUGGAGAUCGUGGGCGACUCCGUGCCCUCCGCCUGCGCCGCCGCCGGCGCGGGGCUCUCCGCAGGCGUCUUCGCCACGGUGGCGCCGGCCAUGAACCUCCAGGCCUCCUGCGAAAAAGCGUUCGCCCUUUGGGAUCCCGACACCUGGCCGAGCGACCAGAACCUUCGCCAGAGCGCCACAAAGCAGGCGCCGAAGGUUCAGCCGGAAGACCAGGGCUUCACCGUGGUUGCGGAUCCUUGA
Messenger RNA from Effrenium voratum, 549 nucleotides. The record is from the annotation of a GenBank genome assembly. Lineage: Eukaryota; Dinophyceae; Suessiales; Symbiodiniaceae.